Spodoptera littoralis (African cotton leafworm) is the source of this 1758-nucleotide messenger RNA. Lineage: Eukaryota; Metazoa; Arthropoda; Insecta; Lepidoptera; Noctuidae. The record is from the annotation of a GenBank genome assembly.
AUGUCUGUUAAACGACAAGCGACUACUGAAUUAAAUCAUGACAAUUGGGAUCAGGAUGAUCCUGCAGACCAUGAAGAAAUGGGAACGUUUAAAGUAGCUACUAAGGAUCAGCUUGAAAAACGUGUUAUCAGAACUGCAAAAAGACGAAGUACCCAACUCGGUGGAGACGAGCCCAAGAAAAGUGUCUUCAGUGGAUUCAGCGGCUUCAACAAAGCACAACCAUCAUCAUUUGAAUUUUUGUCGAAAUUGACCAGUAAUGGCCAGAAUGGCAGUAAUGACAGCAGCAGUGCAGCCAGUAAAGCAGAUUCUUCAGUGACAUCCAGUUUAUUUUCAAGUAAACCUCUUGCCAGUCCAAGCAGUGGUAUAUUUGGCAAUCAAUCAAACGCUACUACUAGCAAAUCUCUAUUUGGAUCACCUGCAACACAGACAGGCUCAAGUUCUUUAUUUGGAAUACCUUCUCAAAAUACAAGUUCAUCUACAUUUAUUACAUCUAAAGCAGAUUCAACUGUCAAAGAUUCCCCAUUUAAAAUCCAAACUGUUACUAGUUCCACAGAUAAUUCUGACUCCACAACACCAACUUUAACUAAAACAUCAAAUUUAUCUGUUACUACCAUGAAAUUUGACAUUCCAUCUAGCAGUGCUAAUGUAACAAAAUCGUUAUUCUCUAACACAGCCAAUUCUUCUUCACCCUUUAAAAUUCAAACAACAUCAAAUGCUACUUCUGCUACUACUACAACAAAGAACACUUUUGGCAUAUCAUCAAAACCAGAUUUAAAUUCAAUUCAAUCAGAAAAAAAAGCGGAUGAUACUAAGAAUGAUAAGAAAAUGAAAUAUUAUUCAAAAUUAAAAGGCUUGAAUGAAUCUGUAUCUGAAUGGAUAAACAAGCAUGUGGUACAAACUCCACUCUGCAUACUUACACCUAUAUUUAAGGACUAUGAAAAGUAUUUAAAAGAAAUUGAAGAUGAAUACAAAGGUUCAGAUGAAGAAGUGAAUAAAAAUUCAAUUGCUGAAAAUAAAUCACUCUUUGGCAGUGAUGCUAAAAAACCCUCAAUUUUUGGUUUGCCCCCCAAAUCAGAUGCAGUUCCUGUUUUAACAACUCAAAGUAGUUCAUCACCAGAAAAACAGAGCUCAUUCUCCUUUGGUAUUGGAUCAAAUACUAAUACUUCAAGUACAAUCACAACCAGCUCUGCAGGAUUCUCUUUUGGAGCUAUUACAUCAAGCACAGCUAGUGCUGCUCCCUCUCCCUUCUCAUUUGCCACAUCUACAAGCACAACUGCAGCCAAUGGAACUGCUGCACCAUUUUCAUUUGGAAUUGGAAAGCCUUUUAGUUUUAAUUCUAAUAUCAAACAAAGCACAGAGACUACUGUAGAAGCAAAUGAAGAAGAUGACACACCACCUAAAGUUGAAUUUACACCUGUUGUAGAAGAGAAUUCAGUUUAUGAUAAACGUUGUAAAGUUUUUGUUAAAAAAGAUGGCAACUUUGUUGACAAAGGUGUUGGCACUCUGUACAUCAAGAAAAUUGAGGAAAGCGGGAAACACCAGCUUCUUGUCAGAGCUAAUACUAACCUGGGAACCAUUUUAGUUAAUUUGAUAUUGGUGUCUGCUAUUCCUACACAACGUAUGGGCAAAAAUAAUGUCAUGUUGGUAUGCAUACCCACUCCAGAAUCUAAGCCUCCUCCAACACCAAUCUUAAUCCGAGUGAAGACUUCAGAAGAAGCUGAUGAACUACUACAAACUUUAGACAAAUAUAAAAAAUGA